AUGGAAGUCUUUUCUGGCCUUCUCCAGUCGAGAUACAAUUCGGGCUAUAUACGGUACCACCCUAACACUGAAGAUUUGGGUAUCUCUCAUCUUAUGUUCGCAGACGAUGUCAUGGUAUUCUUCGACGGAGGAAGCUCUUCCAUACAUGGAAUAAACGAGACUCUGGAUGACUUUGCAGGCUGGUCAGGUCUACAUAUGAACAAGGACAAAACGCAACUGUUCCAUGCGGGAUUGAGCCAAGAUGAAACAAAUGCGCUCUCAGCUUAUGGUUUCUCGGCUGGCUCUCUUCCCAUUCGUUACUUGGGCCUCCCGUUGAUGCACCGAAAGCUUAAAAUAGCGGAGUACUCCUCUCUCAUUGACAAGCUAAACAGAAAGUUCAACAGUUGGGCCACGAAUGAAAUUCACAGUGGCCAGAACACGAGUUUUUGGUUUGACAACUGGUCCCCACUUGGACCAUUAAUCGGAGUGUUCGGGAGGGAAGGGACUCGUAAUUUGAGGGUUCAUAUAGAUGCUCCUGUCUCUGCUUCCUGCAAUGCAGGAGGAUGGUCUCUUCCUCACCCAAGAUCGGAGCAAGAAGUCAAUCUUCAUCUAUACCUCACUGGCAUCCCUCUACCUUCCAUUGAUAGAGGACCUGAUCAGUUCUUUUGGUUAACUAAUGGGAUUAAAAACAUAGUUUUUUCGUCCUCAAAAACAUGGGAUGCAUUAAGACCUCGUGCUGCAAUUCAAGAUGUCGCCAAACAUCUCUGGUUCAGCGGUGCGAUGCCUAAACAUGCCUUCCACUUCUGGGUCACAAACCUUAACAGGUUACCCACCCGUUCUCGCUUAGCUUCAUGGGGAUUGCAAGUACAAAUAGAAUGUUGUGUCUGCAAUUCUGAGAUUGAAAAUCGAGACCACCUCAUGCUCACCUGCCACUAUGCAAUGGUUCUAUGGUCUCAAGUAAGGCGUCACCUUCGAGUCUCUGUCCCAUCAUUCACUGAUUGGACACAACUUAUCCACUGGACUACAUCCUCUAGCUCUACAGCUCCGGGAAACCUGAGAAUGAUGGUUGUUCAAGCUAUGGUUUACAACAUAUGGCAGCAGAGAAAUAAUAAUCUUCAUAACCAGAUGCUGCAACCUCCGUUGGUUGUCUUCAAACACAUCAAUAGGCACAUCAUCAAUUAUAUUUAUGCGUUGAGACAUAGGAAAAAGUUCAGCUCCCUUAUGCAGCUUUGGUUGAUUUAA
Molecule: messenger RNA, 1221 nt
Organism: Brassica oleracea var. oleracea
Lineage: Eukaryota; Viridiplantae; Streptophyta; Magnoliopsida; Brassicales; Brassicaceae
Exons: 2
Coding region: 1-1221 (406 amino acids)
Source: RefSeq, a predicted model, not a curated record